Saccostrea cuccullata (small rock oyster) is the source of this 2418-nucleotide messenger RNA. RefSeq lists its product as uncharacterized. The transcript has 3 exons. The record is from RefSeq and is a predicted model, not a curated record. NCBI's taxonomy places the organism in Eukaryota, Metazoa, Mollusca, Bivalvia, Ostreida, Ostreidae. Bases 360 to 2024 code for a protein of 554 amino acids.
UGUAUUUUUGUCAGAGCACAUAAUCGAUGUUUAAAUAACCUUUUAUCAGACCAUUCAGGAACUUAAUCAACUUGGUUCCAUAAUGAGCCAGCGAGCUGAGCCUGUGUGUAUUGUUAGAGGCAUGCCUAUCGCAUGCCUUAAAUAAGGAACACCGGGUCAGGUGCGGUCCAAUCGGGCCGUGUGCUUGUAUGUAGACCUAUCAGGAAAUAUAAAGUCCCCCGCGACCCUCCCCGAACUACUCACUCCUUCGCCGUGUGGAUACUGGGUCUCCCUACACUGAGGUGGAUUUCCUCACAACGUAAUAGAAUCAAGAGAGGGAAUGUCUCUUUAAAUUUGAAGACUAUUGAAGGCCGUAAGAAAUGUUAUCAAUGAAGACUAACAGAGAAAUGGAUAUUUAUAAAAGACAGUUUAAAUCUCAAGAGUUUGCACGUGAACUCAACAAACGCGAACAACGCCGUCUUGACCAGGAGGUUGGCGGGAGAGGUGGUAUAGAGGCUGAAUACAGAUUCAAUCUCGACAAGGUGAACCAAGAACGCAAGGAGAUAGAGAGGGAACUGAACAAGAUCCGAGGCGGCGUUCACAAACAACUUACAAAUCAUGCUACCUUGUCAAGCGAUAAAAAGUUCCAUCAUCCGAAAUUCAAGGAUUUUGGAAUGAAAAACGCAAGCGGCAGGAGUCCUAGGUUGCAACGAAAGCCUUUACCAGAAAGCAACUCACGCGAGAAAGAUCCAAGCCCAAUGGACACCGAGAUGCUUAUUGAGUACCUCCAAAGUUUUAAUAAAGCGCAUGCGCAAGAUAAUAAUGGUAUUUCUGAUGGGAUCAAAGGUUCAGGUCGCUUCAUACAAAAUAAAUAUAAUGAUCUUCCACAUGUGCAAAUAAAUCCAUUGAUAAUAUCAGAUCAGUCAGAAACUAUUGAAGCGGAAAAUUCAAAUGACUCCGAGGAACAGAAGCAAUAUAUACAAACAUUAAGUGACAGUCAAUCGCAAGGCACUCCAUCUGACGACCACGAGACAUCACAAGAAAGAGAUCACAAAAACGAGAGUGGAGAAACAAAGUCGGGGAUGAGUUCACCUCGACACAGCCCAGUCAGACGUUUGUCACUAGACAAAGGAAAGCACAUUGCUCCAGGAACCAGUCCUCCAAGACAUCUCUCCGCCAGAAGACUGUCGACUGAUAAAGGAAAAAGUACAUCCCAUGUAGUCAACGAUGAUGUUCAUGGACCCCCAAAAUACAAUCCAGCCAGGCGACUCUCAACGGAUAAGGGAAAACACACCCCUCCAGACAACGAGGAUAUUCACGCUCAUCCAAGACACAGUGCUGUAAGGCGGCUUUCAACGGAUAAGGGAAAACAUACAACCCAUUCAGGCAACGAGGAGAACCCUGCUCAUGCAAGGCACAGUCCAACAAAGCACCUUUCCACGGACAAGGGAAAACAUACAGGCAACGAGGACAACCAUGCUCAUGCAAGACACAGUCCAACAAGGCACCUUUCAACGGAUAAGGGAAAACAUGCAACCCAUUCAGGCAAUGAGGAUAAUCAUGCCCAUGCAAGACAUAGUCCAACAAAACACCUUUCAACGGAUAAGGGAAAACAUGCAACCCAUUCAGGGAACGAGGAUAACCAUGCUCAUUUAAGACAGAGCCCAACAAGACGAUUAUCUACAGACAAAGGGGAACAUCUGUUACCCUUACAUACAGCAGACGAGAGACCGAGUUCGCCGCCGCACACACAAACAGAAGAAGUGAACGAGGCUGAAACUGCAAGUGUUUGGAAAGACGCAGAUGUGGAGGAAGUGGAAACACAACCUAAUAUUCCGGCGGAAGAGGAAAAACCGAAACCUACUAAAUCGACGAUCGGACCUGAAUCUUUUAACCCAGACGGGUCUCUAAAAACUAUGUAUACGGUACCUCCUUUUGAGCAGUCAUGGGAAGAGGCUAGGAAAGCCAGAUACAUCAGAACCCGUGAACCUUUGGAAAGGGACAGACAAUUAACCACUAAUGAGAUAUUUGAUAAAUCUUCAUAAACUCUGGAUUUAAGCCGUACGUAGAUAUGCAGGCUAGUCAUUGUGAUUUUAUUUUUGUUCUUAAUUUAAACUUGUUAAUUAAAAAUAAUUAACAUUGCCUAUAAUGUUAUCUUCACAACCGAUCUAUCUAAGUGGUUGUUUUACGUAUUUGGAGUACUUCUUUUUACGAUUGAUUACGUAUAAUGAAUUAUUUUGGACUGGUUUCAUGUUAUCGUUUUGGCGUAUAAAUAUGUUAUAAUGAAGAUAUUUGGAUCUGUUUUAUGGGAAAAGGAGCAUUGUAACUGGUGCGUUAUUAAGUACCUAGACGGCUCGUGUUUUAUUCUAAAGUGUAAACAUGUCGUUUUAAUGACAUUUAAUGGGAAGAAAAAAAUAAAGACAUCAAACAACUUCUCAC